Messenger RNA from Knipowitschia caucasica, 288 nucleotides. The record is from the annotation of a GenBank genome assembly. NCBI's taxonomy places the organism in Eukaryota, Metazoa, Chordata, Actinopteri, Gobiiformes, Gobiidae.
AUGCACCCCAUGGUAGUGGCAGUGCCCCUUCUGAACGUUAGAGAAAGCCAUGUCGCCGCGGCAACGGGGGUCGGCGAUCCCAUCACCACCGCGGCCCGAGACCCGACCUUCAGAGCUGACCCGGCCGCUUCACCCGCCGCUUCACCCGCCGCGGCCCAGGACGUCUUCAAACACAAGUGCAACAGGAAAACUCUGAGACGGACGCGAUCGACUCGAGUUGCACCCAUUUCACAAAGCACCGGUCCCUCGCUGAUCCUCCUGCAGGUGGUGGGUCUGUUGUGGGGUUAA